Molecule: messenger RNA, 728 nt
Organism: Trichogramma pretiosum
Lineage: Eukaryota; Metazoa; Arthropoda; Insecta; Hymenoptera; Trichogrammatidae
Exons: 2
Coding region: 99-722 (207 amino acids)
Source: RefSeq, a predicted model, not a curated record
CGACAGACUAUUCACUACGUACUAACACAAGAGAUACAGAGUGCAGAUUAAAGAAUACAGAGGAGUUUAACCUCCAUGCCCAUAAAUGCUGAGACAAGAUGUUGAGCUUACUAAGAUGUUGUCGCCAUGGACUGUCAGUAACUGCAGGUUCAAAAAUGUUCAAAAGACAGUUAAUAACAGUAUCCAACAAAAUGGAAAUUCUUUUGAAAAAAGCAGACAACAUACCAAGAGAUUAUAAUAUGAUUUAUCGUAUAACUAAUCAUAGAUCGGGAGCUAUGAUGUACCAUUCACUAAACUUUUUCAUAUUUACUACUGUUGGAGCUAUAGGAUACAUAUGUUAUACCGGUGCAUCUCCUGACGCAAGUGCAAUAGAAGAUGUUCAUGUUGAUGAUUUGUUGAAAGAACCAUGGAAAUUGGGACUUAUUCUAUUUGUAAGUGCUGCUCUUUUGGUAAUGACGACUGUUGUCAGAGGUAGAUAUGUUAUAAGAAUUUACCACAAUGAAAAUACAAAAACAUAUAGAGCAAUAUUCAUUGGUAAAAUUCCAUUUACUAACGAAUUUUAUGAAUUUCCACAAGGACAAGCUAUUUUUGUUGCAAAAGAUUCAAAAUUUCCUUGGCGAAAUUCUUUACUCAAAGUCAAUAAGAAAAAAAUCCUUUUAUUUGAAGACAAUUUUAAAACGCACAAUGACUUUUAUAGUUUAUUGAAACCUGGUCAGUUAUAAUGUAAA